CAAGGCGAUUUAGUAAACAAAGUGAUGUCAAAAGACCAUCUUUAAUUCAGUUGUCUUGCCGCAACUGCUAAAUUUCGAGGAUUUUGUGUGAGCAGCGUGCAGCCAGACUGUGUAGCACGAUGGCGACAUACAACGAUCAAGAUCGUGAUCUUAUUCGCAUCACGCAUUACAUCAAUCCACACAAUUUCUGGUACAAGCAAGAGACCGCUUACCUGUACAAUGCCGAGGAUCAAAAUUUUCAGAUGGAAGUUAAUGAAUUUUGCGAAACCACUUAUGGUCGGGGAAACAUCAGCAGUGGUUUGUACACGCCCCGACAGAAAGGUGAACUGGUAGCCGUAUUCUACGUUCAGUUAACCCGUUGGGUACGGGCGGAAGUGGAUGACAUCCUUGAAGAGCUGAACGGCCAGGUGCACUGCAAUCUGUGGGUAAUUGACGAGGGUGUACCAAUCAAAACUACUUGCCGGUAUAUCAAGCCAUUGCCCGAGAGGUUCGCUGCGGUCCGAACUCACGUGAAGCGCGGUGGUUUGGAGAGAAUACUACCAGCUGAAAGUGGUUAUGAUUAUCUGCAAGGAAAGACUGUUAAAAAAAUGACCAGGGACUGGUGUCCUGGAAUUGUACGCGUUUUUGAAAGCUGCAUCGAGGAGGCGGUAUCUUUAAGUUUUUGCAACGUGCGACGCCACCAGGUUACUGAAAUUGAUAUGUUUUUUGGAACGAUGAAAAUUACCUCACACCAGAAUGUUACCAACGAUGCUAUUGAUUUGCUGAAAAAGGCCGGCGGUGAGCUAGUGAUGAUUGUAGAUGAAGCUGAGUUUUACGAUAAUCUUCCCAUUUUACGAACAAUGGAUAUGCAAAGAUUUGAAGAUAACGACCGCAAUGAAAACAUGAAGUACCACACGAAUACUUUUCGUCCUGAGUUCUCACCCCACAAGAUUUACAAAGAAUCGAAAAAAAUGCGCUCUCGAAAUAGUUACAUGAUCGAACAAGCACGCGAAAAAGUGUUUGAAUGGGACAAGCGCAAUAUCGCAUCAUCCGUAGUGACAACAACCGACGUCGUACCAGAACCGUUCAGUGAUGUUCAAUCUCAGAUACAACUUAAGCCGAUUGUUGAGACAAGUCAAUCUCUAAGGGGACCAAAUCGCCAAAGCUCAGAAUUGCAAUAUACUGAACUAGUCAACGAGACCAUCUCGGAUGAUGAAGAGCCACCCAAGAUUGAACUGCAAAUAGGCUCCUCAAUUAAGCCAGUCAGGUUAGCACCAGUCUUAAAAACAGAUGCCUCGAAGACGCCUCGACAGGCACCGGCAUAUCAGCGUCCACAGAACAGAUGCGGCUAUGAUAAAAACGUUGCGGAUAUUCUUCCUGCUUUGAACAAGAUCAAAUUACGUCGCCAGCCAAUGGACAGUAACCGCCUUGCGCUUCAUAAUGAACACGACAGUGCCAAUAAAUCUAACGGAAGAACCGCUUCUGUAAUUAACCUUGUGCCCGCUGGUUACAACCUGGGCAACAUAGACUUAUCCACUGGAUCGGUGAUACUCGGUGCUGAGAGGCAGAGCAAAUGUGAGGAAGCUAAAAGUCCAACAGAUUUCUUAAAUCGCGUUCCCAAGAAGACGGCCCAAAGUAAGCUAAGAAUGCGAAAAAAUCGCACCCUCCACCGUCGUCCCCACGAUGACGAACUGGAUUCUUCGUUCGAGGAAACAAUGGUUCAGAAGCUGACAAUUAACCCACCCAAAGUGAAUGACGACGAUAAAUGGUGAAGUACCUUUUGAAGUUUUUUUUUCGCUAUUGUUAUCUUGUUGUAUCGCGCCAUAAAAUUAAUUCACUAUUACUACUAUGGUAUUGAAUACCGUGAUACCUAAAAGUUCGAUGUAAAAUAUAUAUUCCAAUUAAAUAUUAUUGUUUCCUUUAAAUUCAACUAUAUGACCGA
Molecule: messenger RNA, 1921 nt
Organism: Wyeomyia smithii (pitcher-plant mosquito)
Lineage: Eukaryota; Metazoa; Arthropoda; Insecta; Diptera; Culicidae
Exons: 3
Coding region: 120-1751 (543 amino acids)
Biological process (GO): transposable element silencing; germ-line stem cell division
Source: RefSeq, a predicted model, not a curated record